AUGCCUGUGACACCGAGCCAAGGCAAGGCGAAGAAGUGCCAGAGAGCCUGCGAGCGAUGUCGGUCGAUGAAAGUCAAGUGCUCGGGCUCGAGUCCUUGUACUAGGUGUGCCCGUAAGAAGAAGCACUGCCACUUUCCAGUGGAGGAGGUGCGGGUCUCGGUGUCGGAACGAUACUUGCGAGAGCUCGAAGAGCAGAUUUCCAGAAGCGGAACAUCCGUACGGCAUGGAAACUUAGGAGUUAAUGCCUUGCGUGAUGCCCUAUUUACUGGUGAUGACAAUGUCGAUGUUCCCUCCACUCCCCACGCAUUGCUAGAAAACCAAGAAGAUACUCGAUGGAGAGCUAACCCUAAUGCCUUGGGUGCCGCUCUACACACUCCAGAGACCGUUCGCAGGGAACAUGAAGACCCUGAAGCUGAGCAUGAUAUUCAAGGAUCCCGAUUUUCACGUAACCCGCUAGUCGACAGAGAUCCAUCCUUUGCACAGACACCAGAUGGCCGUUUCUGGUAUAUGGGGCCGACAUCGUCAUGGUCCUUUUGUCGUCGAGUCCUCGCUCUCAUAGGACGAAAGGUUCCCGAGGCAAACUUCCAGUCUGAUCCUUUCCAUAUUGAUGGAACUGCAUUCAGGUUGCAUUGGCGGCCAUUCCCCCCAGACGAAGUACCCGAUGUCACCAACCUGCCUCCGUUGGACUACGCCCUCUUUUUGUUUAACACAGUCAAAUUCUAUUUCGGAUUUCUGUCUUUUAUGAUUGACGAACCAGCUUAUCUACGAGAGCUACAUGAAUUUUAUAAAGACCCAGCAGCCAAGGCUGCCUCUGCUAGGCCUUGGUAUUGUCAAUAUCUCCUUGUGCUGGCCUUUGGAAAGGCAUUCCUGACGCAGAAAAACUCUUCCGGAACGCCACCUGGUCAUCAAUAUGCCUCACGGGCUAUGGCUCUCUUACCAGAUCUGUCAGGCAUAGACGAAGAUCCACUGGCCUGUAUCCAGGCACUUAGUCUGGGUGCAGUAUAUCUUCAAUCAAUAGAUAUGAGAAGAGCAGCUUUUCAACAUAUUGGACAAGCCUUGCGUGGUUGCAUUAUCGAGGAUAGAGAAUUCUCUGCCCUAAUUGGUGCCCCGAGCUCUAUUCGUGAUGAAGACAUUACAGUGAAAUUACCAGCAGAGAUGGAAGAUUCAGUGGAACAUAUCAACUUGACGUUACAUGUUCGACUUUCGCGUCUUAUGGCUCGAAUCUUGACAACUGUCUACGGAGUAGGCAACGAAUACGAUGAUACUCUCGUUCGGAGUACACAGUCCAUUCUUCACAGCAUGGCAGAACUGUCGCAUGAUCUCACGGCAUUUUUAAAUACCCAAUUCCACGGAUUAAUAAGCCGUGCUUCAAAGAUGGCAAUACGAUUAAUGCUAGCGCAUCACCAUUGUGUGGUCCUUACAACUCGACCCUUGGUGAUGUGCGCAUUGCACAUGCACAUAGAGCGAACAGAAAGACAAACAUCCCAAAUUAUUUCUUUAGCACCGCCUGUUGCGUCUCUUUUACAAUGCUGCGCCGAAUCCGCUCAAACACUUCUACAAACGCUCCGUACACUGGCGGAUGACGACUUGAUGGAUGCAUUCUUACCAUUCCAAAUCGAAGAUGCCUCAUCUUCUGCGUUUGUUUUAUAUUUGAUCCGCGCGAUUGCCCCAUCGCUUAUAUCUAACGACUCGUGGUGUGACAACUUGGAAUGCGUACUAGAUAAACUCAUUGCAAAGGGCAAUCUAGCUGCGCCACUUCGACGACUAGAAUUGAGACAGCUGGAGCAAAUAUUGGCACCUUUGACACCACGGUUGACUAACCACUCCUUGCCUGCAGCCAGUCUGGGUGACGGCAGUGACAAUAAUGAAGAGACUUACACGUUCGACCAGGAUGAGUUCGAGUGGGAUAUGCUUGCACUCAAUUCCUCGGUCAGCCUUCCACCACGAGAGUUGCUUGAUCUUGCGGAUCAGUUGGAUGUGGACAGUAUUAUGCAAUCGGUUCAGAUCUAA
Penicillium canescens is the source of this 2010-nucleotide messenger RNA. RefSeq names its product Zn(II)2Cys6 transcription factor. Gene Ontology annotation, biological process: positive regulation of transcription by RNA polymerase II. Gene Ontology annotation, cellular component: nucleus. The coding region runs from base 1 to 2010 and encodes 669 amino acids. Gene Ontology annotation, molecular function: DNA-binding transcription factor activity, RNA polymerase II-specific; sequence-specific DNA binding; zinc ion binding. Lineage: Eukaryota; Fungi; Ascomycota; Eurotiomycetes; Eurotiales; Aspergillaceae. The transcript is spliced from 10 exons. The record is from RefSeq and is a predicted model, not a curated record.